CGACGUCACAACCAAAUAUUGAGCGGGAGUUCGGGUGACGUGUGCUGUACUAUUAACGGAAGAAGUAUCACAGAAAUGGCAAUAACUAAUGUUAAAACUAUCGUGUUAAAACUCUUUUGUUAUGGAAAAUGUCACGAAUUAGGGAUGCUGUGCUGGCAGCGAGAGAAACAACACCUGUUAUGCUUUUGGGCGUUGAGGGAAAAACUGAAUUGGACAAGACCAGAGAUUUGACCUCAUAUCUGAGAGGAUUAAAGCAGCGGGAGUGACCUAAAAUAGUUUGAAAUACAAAUUAAAUCCCUAAAGACGCAAUACAAUGUCUUUAUACUAUAUCGUUACAUGGGUUCGCGGGGUGAAGACGAUCGACUUCCUGUUCACUGAAGGCCUAUUUAUUUGGAUCCAGGAGAUUCAAACACAGCUACUAUCCUGCAGAAAGAAAACAAUGAUGAUACUGCAGAGGAAUAUUAUCAUGACAAGAGCAGAUGUAAAGGUGAUUGUCUGCUAACACCUAGAUCCUGUGAGAACUGAAUAAACAUUCCGGACAUGAGGUAACCAUGGUGAUGCGAACAGCAACCUGCCGCAUUUUCCGAGGCAGCUUAAUGGUCAUUGUGGGUGUUGCGGAUUCUCCUGACCUGCUGAGCAAGUCGUCCAUGCAUUGCCUUAAUCAGAUUCAUAAUCUCAUCUAUUCAUUCCAAGUCUGUGUUUAUUGCAGUUGAAUAUAUUAUUGUUGCAGUUCCAGUGCUGUCUUAUAGUCAUGAGAGCUUAAAUUUAAUAUUUAAUAUUAUUUUAACUUAUUUUUGCAAUCUAAAUGCUUUUGCAGGCAUUUUCUGUGUCUAUGCAGAAACACGUAUAAGCCAAAAACGUCUGAAUGUAUAUCGAUGCUGUAAAGGCAAAGUAUACCAAAAUAUUCAUCUUUAAUAGUUGUAUUUUCAGCCUCUAGUGUGAUGUAUAAAACUGCAUAUGGAGUGAAGGGAAUUUCUAUUUGUUACUCUUGCUGGCUGUGAUUCAAAAGACUUAAGAGAGGCCCUGAAACACGAACAGCACUGAGUCAUAGCGAUUCAGCUGAGAAUUCUCCAGAUGAAAGCAGUUUGCUCAGUCUGUGAGUUAAAACUAUCAAACGCAUCCUUCCCUUCGCUGUGUCAUGAGGAGCAUGUCUGUGGCUGCAUUCGGGACCUUAGUUUGUUUAUUUUUUCUGGUAAAUCUUCAAAGAUUAGAUUAGAUUUGUUAUGAGCAUGAGAUUUCAGAUUUGAGGGAUGUUAAAUCAAAGAGAUUUUUGCAUGGAUUCUACGCAAGAUGGAAUCCAACAACGCAACAGUCUUUUAGACAAGAGUGCACAAGAAUAUACAUUUAAAUAAUCACUAAAUGUGAAUGAACAAUCCUUCUAUAGAUGAAAGGCUGUUUAAAUACACACAUUGAGUCGUUAUUAACACACAAGCAUUAUAAUAAAUAAAACCUGGAUGAAUAAAUUAAUAUUUAAAAUCAGUAAAACCUGACUAUUAUGUCAUGGACAUAUUUUUAGGAAUAAAUACCACUUUCUUGAUUUAAGUCUCUACAAAAGUUUACAGUGACACCAUGUGGUAGAGAUGUGAAUUGCAAUACUAAUGUAUAAAUGGAAUUAUUAAAAUGUAGGACUGACAGGAGUGUUCACAAUGAACAAUAUAAGCAGUCCUCACAGUAUAAUUAAAUUAGAUUCUGAGACAAAAUUCUUGCAAACUUUACUAAACUUAUGACAUUAAGAAAAUGUGAAAGCUCCACAUAUGCGUUUGUUUUUGCCACUAAACAUCUGAACAGAUAGCUAAUCAGACAUGCACACUGAUUGCUUUGGUUUCUUCUGUUCAUCAAGGUAUCAUCAAAUGUUUUUCUUUAAGCAUGAGUCUUUGCAAUGGCAUUUUUAGUCAAAUGUCAAUCUGAGAUGCCACCUGAUAGCUGGUAGUAAAAUAAAUAAAUACAAUUUAUAUGGUUAUAUAAAUUUAUGUAGUUUUUCUGAGGACCAAAUCAAAAUUCACACAUCUGUAUAUUCAAAUAAAACACACCUGAAUAUUUACAUAUACUGUAUCUUCAACCUACAACAUUGAUUUAAACAACUAAGAUUGAUAAAGUAUCAGAGAAGCCGAGCUCUGACUUCCCCUCUUGUCAGUGUGGUUGAGGUUUGUGUUUCCGCUCACAGUAAGUGAUGUUUGAAUGCUCACAGUAUAGCAGAUUUUCAUCUGAAUCAGACAAUGAAGAUCAUUCCGCUGCAGAUCUAUCUGUUCAUUUGUUAUAAAGCUACAGCAUGUCUAACAAACAUACCAGUAACUUUAGGAGCUGAUGUUAUUAUAACCUGUGAUCUUGAUAUAAAGGAGAUUUACUGGUACAAACUGAAAUUACCGGAUCCUCCAGUGUUGAUCUUACGCACUUAUGAUAGCACAUACGAAGGAGGUAGAUAUGAAAACAGCAUCUCUGAACACAAAUACUCAGUGAAAACUAACAGUCAUCUGUUCAUCAAAAAUAUCACCAUUGAUGAAUUAGGAGUUUAUUAUUGUGUGAAAACUAGUGAACCACAAAAAUUCAGUAACGGCACCAAAAUCUACAUCAGCGACUUUGUCCAAAAGAAUAUUACAGACUCAGUCCACAGGAAUCAGACAGAUGAUGCUCCACAACACCAGAUACCGUGGAAAACUCUGACCAUCACAUCUGUCCUGAUGAAUGUGCUUUUGACCAUUGCAUUAAUAGGUAUGGUGAAGAGCUACCUGGAUGCAGCUGGAAAAUCUCCAGCUCAAAACUCAAAUAAUCCACAGCGUGCUGAAAUUGAUUUUUCCAUGUGCUCCAGUAGCACCAGGCCUUUCCAGGAGCAGAGCACUACUGUCUACAGCCAAUGUAUGAUGUAAUAUAUACAUUAUAAAUACAAAUUGUGCCUACAUAUUAGUUUUUUUUUUUUUUAUUACUAUUAUUUUAAAAGAGUGCAUUUAACCUGAUAGGAAAUUGGAACUUUGUUUCAGGACAAGAAUCUUUUUCAUGAAUUAUAUAAUUAUGUUACCUUUUAUAAGUUUUCUGCUUUGUAUCUAAAUAUGCAGUGUUGUAAGUACUAAUGUAACUAAUGUUGCUGGUACUGUUUUGAGUGGAGAUUAUGCUUAUAUAUAGUAAUAAUAAUCUUUUUUUUUCUGUUAUGUAAGUAUGCUGACAUCUUCACAGUAGCAGUAAAAGUUGUAAACAACAUGGCAAAUGAGCUUUUUUGGGUCUGAAGAAGCUUUUUUAUCUCUGCAACCAUUUUAAUUAUUCUUAAUAUUAAAUCACAUAUUUGUCACGAUAGGUGGCUAUAGUAAAGCGCAUGACAAAGGACAUAUCUUCUGGGAACUUCUGCACAGUUUUCUUUUUUGUGGUUAACACAAGCAUGGUUUCGUGCAACUGAAGUGUUCCACUGGUUUGGUCACUUGAUGAGCAACACGAUCAUAUAUAGACUUGCAUGCAUCAAGUGGUUUAAACUUUAACCAAGUUAACAUGACACAAAACACUAUGGUAACAUUUUACAAUAAGGUUUCAUUUGUUAACAUUAGUUACUAGUUAACAUGAACUAACAAUGAAAACAACAUUUAAGUUCAUGCUAAUUUCAGCAUUUACUAAUACAUUACUAAAAUCAAAAGUUGUAUCUGUUUAUAUUAUUUAAUGAACUAAUAAUGAACAGCUGUAGUUUUAUUAAUAAAUACUAUAACAAAUGUGAGAAAUGAGUUUCACAUCUCCUACUCUUUUCUAUUCUAAAUAUUUCCACAAAACUGUCUAAACAAACAAAUAUUUUAGUAGGAACUGGAUAACAUGGCCCAACUAUACAAUUUAGCUGCAAAUAGCAAAAAUCCAUGAACAAAACAAAACAACAACAAAAAAUAACUAAGAAAAAAGAAACAAAAUCCAGAUUAAUAAAAAUACAUACUUCAACAUACUUCAAUACACGCUUCAAGGAUAAAUAUUGUUAGUGGUUGCUGAAAACAUUGAAAUUCAAGAGACAGAAACCAAAAACCUCAUCUAAACAUGACAGAAUUCAGCUACAGUUGAAGAAA
This is a messenger RNA of Megalobrama amblycephala (Wuchang bream), 4028 nucleotides long. RefSeq lists its product as uncharacterized. The transcript is spliced from 7 exons. Bases 2217 to 2864 code for a protein of 215 amino acids. Lineage: Eukaryota; Metazoa; Chordata; Actinopteri; Cypriniformes; Xenocyprididae. The record is from RefSeq and is a predicted model, not a curated record.